AGACUUCACUAGCUAGCAUUGUAACGUCAGUUGUUGAAUGUUGACAUUGCUAUGACAUUUCUUAUCAGCAACCAAAUUCUUUUAUCAAAUAAACUUGAAAUCACAUAAACCUGCCAGGGUCAAAGUCAAGUUCUCUUGAUAUCGACCAAUAAAAUUAGUUUUUUAUUCAAUUUACAUAUCUUUUUUUUAUUUAACGAAAAUGUCGACUGGUUUAGUUGCCGGAAGAUUAGCUUUAGUCACUGGUGCUGGAUCGGGGUUAGGGCGUGCAGCAUGCCAGGUUUUAUCCCGUGAAGGCGCCACAGUUAUAGCAGCAGACAAGAACUAUGACUCUGUUGUGGAAACAAUAAAAAAACAUACAGCAUUAGCUAGUGGUUCUAAUGAUACAGAACAUAGUGCUGUAGAGUUAGAUGUGUCGGAUUCUAGUGCUGUUAGAAACUUGGUACAAACUAUUCUGAAGCAGUAUAAAUCUCCACCAACCAUCAUUGUCAAUUCUGCUGGUAUUACUAGAGACAAUUGGCUGCUCAAGAUGUCUGAGGAAGACUAUAGUUUAGUUCAAAAUGUAAACUUAAAGGGCACAUUCCUUGUCAUGCAAGCCUUUGCUAAGGCGAUGACUGAAGCAUCCCUGCCAGGGUCCAUAAUCAAUAUAUCAAGUAUUGUUGCAAAAUAUGGGAAUAUGGGUCAGACCAAUUACGCAGGAAGCAAAGCCGGUGUGAUUGGCAUGUCACAGUCUGCUGCCAAAGAGCUGGGGAAAUUUAAUAUAAGAGUAAAUGCAGUCCUGCCUGGUAUGAUAGACACACCGAUUGUCAAGACUGUUCCCGAGAAGGUUAUGCAGGGCAUGUUGAGGAUGGUACCUUUGGGAAGGCUUGGAAAUCCAACUGAGGUGGCUGAGCUCAUAACUUUCCUGGGUUCAGACAAGAGUUCCUUCAUCACAGGAGCCUCCAUAGACAUCACUGGUGGAUGGUAAACUUAUAUUUAUGAGUACAUCAAUAUAUGGGUUCAAAGAGAAGUCAUGAUGAGCAUAUGAACGUUUUUAUUAUUAUUAUUAAAAUAAAAGUGUAUACUUUUUGUGGGGUGUGAGUGAGAUAUUGUAAGUGGGACUGGUAUAAUAAAUUAUAAUUUUAGUUAUACCUAUUACUCUUUAAGUUGUUGUAAGCGCAAAGUUAUGGUGAUGUCACACUAUUAUAAAUAGUAAUGUACAGUCUGUAUAUAAAGUGAAAUCAAAACUGAUUUUUAACUUCAGUGUAGAACUAGGUAGGUACAUUUUUUGACAUUGCAAUAUCAAAUAGAAUGGUGAAGAUUGGUUGAUAAACACCUAGUAUUGCCAGCCAAGAGGAGACAGCGCCCACAUUUAUUUUCUUCGCUUUAUAGACAGACUGUAUAGUACAACCACUCCUUGCUCCCCAUUGAAAUCGGCUCCGCCCACGUUCAGUUACCGUUCCCGAACGCACAGCGAAUAUGCGUGUGCGACCGGCAGUAAUGUAGUUUUUAUCUGACUACAAAAGAUUGAAUGAACAAGUUUUUUUCUUUUUUUUGCUUUAUACUAUGUUUGUACUAUGCAAUAUUUUUUAUGAAUUGUUUUUCGAAUCACAGUCACAGCUAGUCCUAUUUUUUUAGUUAUACACUCAAUAAUGUGCCUUAUAGUUUUUAAUUAAAGAUAAGAUAUACAUUGUUACAUUAUGAUGUUAAUAAUAGAACAUGUAUACGUACUUAGUCUUCCCAUACCUGUGAUAUAUCCAGUUCUUAACAACUUUUGAAAACAGAUUUUAUUAUGACUUUUAUACCUUUAAAAUAAAAGAAACUACCUUCUA
Plodia interpunctella (Indianmeal moth) is the source of this 1808-nucleotide messenger RNA. RefSeq lists its product as uncharacterized. The record is from RefSeq and is a predicted model, not a curated record. The transcript has 7 exons. The coding region runs from base 200 to 964 and encodes 254 amino acids. NCBI's taxonomy places the organism in Eukaryota, Metazoa, Arthropoda, Insecta, Lepidoptera, Pyralidae. Gene Ontology annotation, molecular function: oxidoreductase activity, acting on the CH-OH group of donors, NAD or NADP as acceptor.